AUGGAUCAAACUGUCGUCAACGGUUCGGUCGCAGUGGCCGUCGACAACGGCACGACAGGCGGCGCUUCGGGAUCCGGCACCAACUGGACCACAGCGGUGGUGGCACACGCAGACCUGACGCCGGUGCUGUCUCCAUUCGAGUCCUGGCAAAAGGUCAUCAUCGUGCUGGUCAUCGGCGUGUGCAUGGUGCUGACCAUCACCGGCAACAUACUGGUGCUGGUGUCGUUUAUCGUGGACCGGACCAUUCGGCAGCCGAGCAACUACUUCAUCGCGUCGCUGGCCGCCACGGACAUGUUGAUCGGUACUGUGUCGAUGCCGUUCUACUGCGUGUACAUACUACAGGGGUACUGGGACCUGGGACCGUUGCUGUGUGACCUGUGGCUGUCCGUCGAUUACACGGUGUGCCUGGUGUCGCAGUACACGGUGCUCCUAAUCACGGUCGACCGGUUCUGUUCUGUGAAGAUUGCGGCUCGGUACCGGGGCUGGCGGACCAAGGACAAGGUCAUGUGGAUGGUCGUGCUCACGUGGAUCAUCCCGGCGCUGUUGUUCUUCACCAGCAUAUUCGGCUGGGAACACUUUGUCGGCUACCGCGACCUGUUGCCGGGCCAGUGCGCCGUACAGUUCCUCAAGGAUCCCGUGUUCAACACGGCGCUGAUCAUCGGCUACUUUUGGACCACGCUCAUCGUGCUGUUCGUGCUGUAUGGCGGCAUUUACAAGGUGGCGUACGAGAUGCAAAAGAAGAGUGAGGCGAAACAGCGCAAGAUGCAGUCGAUGGUGGCGCUGAGCGCGGGCACCGUAUCUGGUAUGGCCGGUCACGCGGCCGGCAUCGGCAUGUCCAAGACUCAGAGCACUCUGCUCGUGCACGACAAGCCACAGCAACAACAGCAACAGCAGCAUCAGCAACAGCAACAGCAACAGCAGCAGCAGCAACAGCUACAGCAACAGUAUCAAAACCAACAACAGCAGCAGUUACAACGACAGCUGGCGGCCGGCGGGAACAGGUCGUCCGGUUUCGACGAGAAUGCAGCGGAGGCGGCGGCCUGCCGGAACACGGGCCCGGACGAUCGAAAUGCUACAGCAGUGGUGGUGGUGGACAAGGAGCGAUCGAGCAGCCCGGCAUUCGAGUCGGACGAGGAGAGCACGACGGGCGAGAAGCAGCAGCAGAUCAACUGGCCGCGCAAAAAGUCGGUGGCCGAACUGAUCGUACAGUCGGCGCUCGUGCAGCGGUCCAAUAGCGGCAUACACCUGUCGCCAUCCGACAAUCUCAUACCGUACUCCAACACGUCCGGUAACAACAACAACAACAACGGUAGUCCGAUCGUCCGGUCGUUUUCCAACGUGGCCGUCGUCAAUUGCAGCGCACCGAUGGUACCGCGAAACCGGACGCCGCCCGACACGCCCUCGCCGCCUGACAGCCGGGUGGACGCGCUCGUCGGCAUGGACACGGGUGAGCUACACUUCAUGGACGACAGUUCUAUCGUCAUCGGGUCGCCGACGUUCGAGAGCCCGACCAACAGCACCAGUUCAAUGAACGAAACAAUGUCUUCGGCCCAGUGUUCUCCGGCCCACGGUGCCGCGGCCUCGUCGUCGCUGCUGCAGGCGGCGCUCAUCCGGGCGGCAGCGGCCCAACAGAUGAGCCAGUCGCACGGCCCCGCCAUCGCCAAGGUCAACACGGCCGUCGUGGUGGACGGCCGCAAUCGCAGUUCCGCGUCGGUCAAGUGCACCACGACCGUAGUGGUAACGAGGCGCGGCCGCGGUGCUGCAGGUAACGACGACGACGACGACGACGAUGACGGUGACGAUAACGGCGACGACGGCUACGCGGCCGCCACCGGUACCGGCGAAAAGUCCUCGUCAGAGACUACCAAGAGCGGCGGCGGUGGUGGCGGGGGCGGUGGCGGAGGCAGUGGGGACAAGCGCGAGGGCAGUUCUCGCGGCGACUUCGUCCGGACCAUCGGCAAGCGCCUGAAGGUGAAACGGCCCAAAGUAUCCGGCCGCCAAAAGUCCAAGUCGGAAAACAGGGCCCGGAAGGCGUUCCGCACCAUAUCGUUCAUACUGGGCGCGUUCGUGGCCUGCUGGACCCCGUACCACAUACUGGCGCUCAUCGAGGGCUUCUGCUCCAACCCGCCGUGCACCAACGAGCGGCUGUUCUUGUUCGCGUACUUCUUGUGCUAUGCCAACAGCCCAAUAAAUCCGUUCUGCUACGCGCUGGCCAACCACCAGUUCAAGAAGACGCUCACCAGGCUGAUGAAGGGCGACUUUCAUAUAUCAUAG
Messenger RNA from Macrosiphum euphorbiae (potato aphid), 2274 nucleotides. The record is from the annotation of a GenBank genome assembly. Lineage: Eukaryota; Metazoa; Arthropoda; Insecta; Hemiptera; Aphididae.